AGCAGCGCUCGCCGUGUCGCUGUUUAGGGAGGAUCGAGGCCGCGCGGGCGGGCAGGCGGAGGGAGUGUGCGGAGCGCAGCGCAGCGGGUCUGAUCGAGCCUGCGAUCACUGAUAAGGCUGUAGAGAGCAGCAGGAGGGGGAGAUAUGGAGCAGGAGGAGGGAGUCUGAGCGGAGAGAGGGGUCUGCAGGAGCGGAUGGACGCGGGGCUCUCCGGUUAGCAGCCACCAGCAGCACCAUGCUCCCCAGAAGUAUGAGGACGGCUGGGGUAGACCUGCCGGGAGUGGGGUCCAAGGAUGUGCCUCUGAUUGGCUACCGGCCUCUGCAGCCAGAGGCUAACCAAUUUCAGCUGACGGACCAAACGGGAAAAGAAGCUGGCACCAGAGAUCAGGACACCUCACAGGUCGAGGCUUCCCCCAUGAAAACCACCUGGUACUGCCCACUCAACCUGUCCACUGUGUCUGAGAAGGAGGAGGAUGGCAUCGUCUAUACAGUGGUAGUGAAGCCUCCUCAUGGCAGCUCCCAUCCGCAGUCUGUAGGCCAGCGCUCGCAGUGUGUGAAGGCCGGGACGGAGGAGAAGCUGGUCCUUCACCUCCUCCACUCCUUCUCUAUGGAGGACUCGUCCUUCAUCACCAUCUUCCUCUCUACCUACCGCUCCUUCACCACCACACAGAGGGUGCUGGACAUCCUGACGGACAGACUGGGAAAUCCACCAGGAGAGAAUAACAGCGCCACCCGUCAGGCUUUUAACAAGGCAGUGUGCACGGUGUUCAGCACGUGGUUGAGCGAGUACCCGGAGGACUUUCGGUCUCUGGGGGAUCCCUCCCGCUUGCUGCGCCUGGCCCCCCUGCUGCCUACUGAUGCGGCGGGUGCUGACCUCAAGGGCCGGCUGCUGAGGAUCGCCGAGGAGCUCAGCGAGAAAGCACUGAUUCCUGACCAGCCUCCAGACUCUGCCAACACUUUCCUCCAAAAUCCUCCAGACCCUAAGAAGUUUGAGGCCACCAGCAUCCUGGGCUUUCCCUCCAGUGUGAUAGCUGAGCAGCUGACUAAGAUUGAGACGGAGCUGUUCCUGAAGCUGGUGCCCUACCACUGCCUGGGUUCACUGUGGUCUCAGAGAGAUAAGAAGGGCAGGGAGGGAGUGUGCUGGUCAGUCAGAGCCACGGUUCGGCAGUUUAACCGUUUGGCCAACGCCGUCACCGCCUCCUGCCUGUGGCAGACAGAGCUGAAGACCCAGCAGAGGUCUCGGUUUCUGGAGAAGUGGAUCAGCGUGGCCGAGGCGUGCCGAGCGAGGAAGAACUUCUCAUCGCUGUACGCCAUUGUGUCGGCCCUGCAGAGCAACCCCAUCCACAGACUGAGGAAGACCUGGCAGGAGACUGACAGGGAGGCGGUGAAACGCUACGAGGAGCUUGCCUACAUUUUCUCGGAGAAAGACAACUACUCCCAGAGCCGCGAGCUGCUGAAAGAAGAGGGGACUUCUAAAACUGCUAAUGUAGACACUAAAAUCAACAACAGAAGACACACGUCCAGUGCUCAGGGCACUGUUCCAUACCUGGGCAUCUUCCUGACUGAUCUCACAAUGCUGGACGCUGCAGUCAAAGACAGACUAGAGAAUGGCUACAUUAACUUUGAUAAGCGGAGACGAGAGUUUGAGGUUCUGGCUAAAAUCCGGCUCCUCCAGUCGUCCUGCAGAAACAGCACUUUCCGAUCAGACGAGUCGUUUUUGCACUGGUACCACAGUGUGCCUACGCUGACCGAGGAGGAGAGCUACAGACUGUCCAAUCAGAUUGAGUCUCACGGUGACCCAAGUCCUGGACGAGCUCUGCACCCGACGGUGGUCAUCACAGAGUGUCCUGAUGCCCUCUCUACUGUGACAAGCGUUGAUGCCGAUGGAAUAUUUGACUUCCCUUCACCUGUCAAUCACUUGCUUUCAAAGCUCGCCAAGCACAUGAAAUCCCCCUCCGUCUCCUGUCUGGAUGUUGAUUCGUCCCCACCGCCCAAUGACCCCACCCCCUCUGCACUGACCACACCCACUGUCGUCAAAUCACAUCGCCGUUCCGUCUCCUGUGGCAACGCUCCCUCCACUGCCUCCCCGGGGGCGGGGCCGGACAUGAGAAUCGUCAGGAUACGGAUGGAGUUGCACGAUGGGAACUUGUAUCGGAGCAUUCUGGUCACCAGUAACGACAAAACUCCCACUGUAAUCAGCUCCGCAUUAGAGAAGCAUAACCAAGACCCUCGAGAGGCCUCCAAAUACGAGCUCAUCCAACUGCUUCCAGACGGAAAAGAGCUGACAAUACCCGCCACAGGAAAUGUCUUCUACGCCAUGACCUCAGCAAGCAUGGACUUCCUGCUCAGAAGAAGAGGGGGAAACACGCCGGUGGGCUCUCCAUCGCUCAACAACGAAACCAGCGCAACUUUUCCACGAAUCAAAGCCAAGGGCCGGCGACUCGUCCGAACACUGUUUUAACGCCAGUCCAAACAACUCCCGCGCUAGUCCCUGUAGUUCUGUAGACACAAAUGUGAAGGUAAAUGUGGCAGUACGUUCCUCCUAAUGUCCUGUAGCUUAUAGUACAGGUUCUGUCCUGCUUAAGGAAUUAAUCUGAGAGCGCUGUUUGACCAGCAGCCACGCUAGAAAGGAAUUGUUUACACAGGAAUCGACACAGUUUAGCCUUUGCCUGUGUAGUGUAGUCAGUUUGCUGUUUUUGUUUUUGCACAGGUUCUACCAGGCUAAUGAAGCUAAUGAAUGUAAAGUAACUGAGCUCAUGACUCCUGAAGACUCAUAUUCUACACUAGAGGAACUUUAGCCUUUUAAACCAGACAUAGCUUGCUUUGAUUUGAUUUCUGGUAAAAAAGAAAUCAACUAAAUACACAAUAAUCAGAUAAAAAAAACAUAUAAACUAGAACAUAAUUGGAAAUAUAUAUGAUCUUUACCAUAACUGUGGUAUACAGCUCUGGAAAAAAAUAAAAGACCACUUCAGUUUCUUCAGAAUCAGUUUAUCUGAUUUUGCUAUUUAUAGGUUUAUGUUUGAGUAAAAUGAACAUUGUUGUUUUAUUCAAUAAACUAAAGACAACAGUUCUCCCUAGUUCUAAAUAAAAAUAUUCUCAUUUAGAGCAUUUAUUUGCAAAAAAUGAGAAAUGACUGAAAUAACAAAAAAGAUGCAGAGCUUUCAGACCUCAAAUAAUGCAAAAAAAACAAUUUCAAAUUCACAAAGUUUUAAGAUUUCAGAAAUCAAUAUUUGGUGGAAUAACCCUGGCCAUGUUCUCCUCCACCAGUCUUGCACAUUGCUUUUGGAUGAUUGUAUGCCACUCCUGGUGCAAAAAUUCAAGCAGUUUUAUCUUAGUUUGAUGGCUUGUGAUCAUCCAUCUUUUUAGUUUGGUAAAUCAAGGAAAAACAUUAUCAUUAAGUGGCCUCUUAUUUUUUCCAGAGCUGUAUGGUAAAGAUUAUAUGUUGUCCGGCUGUAUUUAAACCUGAAUUAGGAAACAAUCCUAAACCCCUCCAAAAAAUGCACUUUAGUAUCUUGACAUUUUCAAACAGCAUAGAAUCAGUAUUUACACAUUCUGGACCCUAUCUUAAACCCCAGCAAUAGUCUAUUUUCACGCCUUGUGUCUAAGCCAUUAAAAUAGCAUCAGAGUUAAGGAAUAAAUCUACACCGGUGGGCGUGGUGGUCUGAAAGUGAGGUGUGUUCAGGUAAAUUUCUAGCGACGGAAAACACAGGUGCACCACUGACUGAUUAAAACCCUGUCAACAGUCAAUAGUCACCCAUCCAUACCUCUCUCAGCUACGCAGGUGCACCCAGUGUGUGUACACCCUCAUACCUUACACACAAACAAACAAACUGCAGAGCACAAACCCAACUUUUACAUCAACAAUAAACAAUAUAAAGAAUAAAAUAACAUUGCUGUUCCUUCAAAUGAGCUGCUGGUGUUUUAACGCACCAGUCAGAGCACACCUGGUAGGGAAUGAAAACUGGCACACUGAUUGGUUUAUUUCAUGUUACACCCAAAACACACCUAUGAUUAAUUAAGAUUUUUCUUUACAGUGGUGAUGGUAGGGGGGAAAAGGGUUGCCUUAAGUACCAUCUAAAACCACCAAUGAACUUGUUAUUAUAUGUUGUUAUUAUGUGUUGCCCUUUGUGGAAUGAACAAUGCAAUAACAGAUAUAAAAAUAUCAGCUCUGGAAAAAAAAUGAGACCACGUCAAAAUGAUCAGUUUCUUUGAUUUUGUUAUUUUUAGGUAUAUGCUUGAGUUCAGAAAUCAAUAUUUGGUUAAAUAACCCUGGUUUUCAAUCACAGUUUUCAUGCAUCUUGGAAUAAACCUCCACCAGUCUUACACACUGCUUUUGGAUAACUUUAUGCCACUCCUGGUGCAAAAAUUUAAGCAGUUCAGUUUGGUUUAAUGGCUUGUGAUCAUCCAUCUUCCUUUUAAUUAUAUUCCAGAGGUUUUCAAUUUGGUAAAAUUAAAGAAACUCUUCCUUUUAAGUGGUCUGUUAUUUUUUUGCAGACCAGUAUAUAGAAGGCAAAAGCUUGUUUUAACUAGCAUAAGCCAAUUUUUAUUUUUAAUGAACUUGUGCAAUAGGAGUAUUUUGGAGACAUUAAAUUCUCCAUAUGUCUUUUGCCAAUGUGAACAAGAAUUUGGACUUCAAUUCCUAUACUUUUCAACAUUUCACACCAAACCACUCUAAAUUAAUUACUUUAUAUUUUAGCGAUUAAUUUAAGCCACAUUUUUGAAGGGUUGGUGGAAUUUCCCUUUAAGCAGCUUGCGGAUGUUGGUUACUCUCGGCUGAGUUUUGCACUAAUUUUAGUUUUCAUGGGUUCGUAUAGUUUCAGCUUUUACAGUGAUGAGUUCACUGUCAUGUUGCUGAUGUGAUGCUUUUUCAGGUCCCUGUCUACCUCUAAAACAACUAAUACAAUUACCGUCAGUUUCAGCCAAUCCACAGAGAGGCUGCAUCGAGCCUUGAAGCGUGAAUUAUGAACUAUGGAACCACAACAAAUGAUGUAUAGCACUUAAGGUACUUACACAGGUUCAGACAUGCCUUACAGUCCACUGUUAACUGAGGGAACCCGUUUUCCAUACUGAGUCUAUGGCUAUGUUCACAUUAGCAGGCUGAAGUCACCCAGCUCUGAUUUUAUGUGGAAAAAGAUCUGACUUUUUAAGUCAUUUUCAUUUGUGGCUCUAGAUCUGAUACAUAUCAGAAUUAUUGAUAUUAGACAUGAAUGUUAAUGGUCAGUGUCAAUUUAUGCACCUUUUUAUGGAACCCAUUUUUGCCACUUGAAAAAAUAAGGGUCCUCCAGAUUAUAAGUCAUUAUUAUGAGGUAUUAAGUCAUAAUAAUGAGAUUAAAAGUCGUUAUUAUAAAAUACUAGGUCAAUAAUGACAUUAGAAGUCGUUAUUAUGAGAUACUAAGUCAUAAUAAUGAGAUUAUAAGUCAUUAUGAUAAGAUACUAGGUCAGUAAUGACAUAAGAAGUCGUUAUUAUGAGAUACUUAUGAAGUCAUAAUAACGAGAUAGUAAGUCAUUAUUAUGAUAGAGUCAGUCAUAACAAUAAUAUGAUAAGUGAUUAUUAUAAUUUACUAAGUCAUUUUAAUGAGAUAAUAAUUCUGAGAUCUAAUAACUUUGAUAUACUAUCUCUUAAUAAUGACUUACUGUAUGAUAUUGACUUCUAAUCUCAUUAUUAUGAUUUAUUAUCUCAUAAUACUGAUUUCUAAUCUCAUUAUUAUGAUUUAUCUCAUAAUACCGACUUCUAAUCUCAUUAUUAUGAUUUAGUAUCUCAUUAUUAUGACUUUUAAUCUCAUUAUUGACUUAGUAUCUCAUUAUAGUGAUUUAUAAUCUCAGUAUUAUGACUUAGUAUCUCAUUAUUAUCAAUUAGAGACUCAUAAGAAUGACUUAGUAUCUCAUAAUAAGGACUUACUCUCUCAUUAUUAUGACUUAGUAUCUCUUAAAAAUGACUUUGUAUGUCAUUAUAAUGACUUUGUGUCUCAUUAUUAUUAAGUAGUAUCUCAUUAUCAUGGCUUAGUAUCUCAUAAAAAUGACUUACUAUCUCAUAAUAAGGAUUUACUAUCUCAUUAUCAUGGCUUAGUAUCUCAUAAUUAUGACUUACAAUCUCUUUAUAAUGGCCAAGUAUCUCAUAAUAAUGAUUGACUGUCUCAUAGUAUCUCAUUAUUAUGAUUAUGCUGGAGAACUGAAUUAUAUUUUCUAUUGGUAGAAAUGGGCUUUCAUAACUUUU
Messenger RNA from Astyanax mexicanus (Mexican tetra), 6214 nucleotides. RefSeq names its product ral guanine nucleotide dissociation stimulator-like 2 (gene rgl2). Gene Ontology annotation, biological process: Ras protein signal transduction; positive regulation of GTPase activity. The record is from RefSeq and is a predicted model, not a curated record. Gene Ontology annotation, cellular component: plasma membrane. Gene Ontology annotation, molecular function: guanyl-nucleotide exchange factor activity. Bases 236 to 2461 code for a protein of 741 amino acids. NCBI's taxonomy places the organism in Eukaryota, Metazoa, Chordata, Actinopteri, Characiformes, Acestrorhamphidae. The transcript is spliced from 20 exons.